AAAAUGCCAAAGUUACCCCGAAAACCGUUUUCUUUGCAGAGAACUUUCUCCAUCCUCCUGGCGGCAUGUCUCACCUGUCUCUUCGCCUACUACUACACCUCCGUCAAAUCCACGCCCAUCGGCUACACCAUAGAGUCUUUGGACCUGAAGGAACUUGAGAAUCUUUCAGCCGCCCUUCAACAUGAGGCGGCCAAGGCGGAGACGCAGGAAGCAGGCCCCGUCGCGCCCCAGACAGACCCUCCCGCAGCCACCUCCACCUCCACCUCCUCCUCCACCGCGGCUCCUCGGACCUCCGUCAGCCGGGGGACCACGAAGGCCGCGCCGCCGAAGAGGGAGGACGGCCUCAUGCCCUUCGAGGACGAGGCGGAUUCCAAGUUCGACAUCGCCAAGAAGAUCUUCCUGCCGGAGAAUGUCUCGCGGGAUGUGGACGGCCCGCCGCUGAAGAAGAUUCUGUUCUGGAAUGAUGCUUAUUCGAACAAGGACUUUGGCUUCGGCUUCGGGCGCGAACCGUUCAUCCGAGCCGGCUGCCGCGUCAACACGUGCCUGACGACGGGAAAGCGCGACCGGUUUCCGCUGAAGGAGCUGGACGCUGUCAUUUGGCACUUCAGGGCAAAUGACAAGUCCCUGCCUGCCGAGCGGUGGUCCCCCACACUCGCUACGUCUUCUGGAUUUGAUGGAGUCCGCCUCUCACCUCUUCGGCGACAUCAGCGAUUCAAUAAACUUUUCAACUGGACGAUGACGUACCAGGCUGGACCGGAUAUGGCCAACCCGUACAAUCGGGUGUACCGGCGCCGCCAGCCUCUGCACAUCUCCCGCAACUACACGGAAGGGAAGACGAAGCUAGCCGCGUGGUUCGUCACCAACUGCCACACCAUCGGAGGCAGGGAAAGCCUCGUGUCGACCCUCAAGAAGUGGAUCGACAUUGACGUGUACGGGGGCUGCGGACACCUCAAGUGCGAGAGGUCCCAGCAGUCCGAGUGCCACAGAAUGCUCAAUCGAACCUACAAAUUCUACUUGUCCUUCGAGAACUCUCUCUGCCAGGACUAUGUCACGGAGAAGUUCUUCAAUAUCUUACGGCUGGACGUCGUGCCCGUCGUCUACGGCCUUGGCAACUACUCCGUGCAGGCGCCUGAUCACUCCUACAUCGACGCCCUCUCCUUCCCGACGGCCAAGGACCUCGCCGACUACCUCCUCUACCUCGACGGGAACGACACCGCCUACAAUGAGUACUUCAAGUGGAAGGAGAACUACUUCGUGGCGAGGGGCGACUGGGCCCGCGUCGCCCGGGCGUACUGCACCCUGUGCGAGCGCCUGCACACGGACACGACCCCCAAGGUGUACGACCUCUUCGACUGGUUCGUGAGCAAGUCCCACUGCCUGUCCCGCUCGUCGCCCCGCGUCAGGGCCUUCAUCGGCGGGUACAGAUACUCCCAUUACAUCGCCUUUCUUGUCUCUGUCGUGGUCCUCGCGGCUGUCGUCUUCGCUUUUGUCCUGACCGUGAUUGUGGCCGAGUUCUUCCGCGCCCAGGGACGCCCCUCGCUGUCGCGGCGCCUGGCCAGGAGGGGAUGCGUCUAGCCCGGCCGGGAGGGGGGGGGCGCCCCAACGCAUUUGCUCAAAAGUGUCUUACGUGUACAUGUCUGUGCACGCGCGGGUAUAGUGUAGCUGCUCUUGCAUGUACACUUAUUUUCUCAAACUCAGUGAUAAACAGUACGUGUGUUUUGCAUAAUUAACAAGUAUAAUUUCUCUCUACAUUUGUUUAUCAAUCAAUGCAGCCUAGGCGAUCGACCACAUACUCGUUAGCACUCGUUGGAGGAUCCUCCAGAACUGCAGGGUGUACAGGAAUGCC
This is a messenger RNA of Penaeus vannamei (Pacific white shrimp), 1846 nucleotides long. Lineage: Eukaryota; Metazoa; Arthropoda; Malacostraca; Decapoda; Penaeidae. The record is from RefSeq and is a predicted model, not a curated record.